Lineus longissimus is the source of this 2875-nucleotide messenger RNA. RefSeq names its product parafibromin-like. Gene Ontology annotation, biological process: transcription elongation by RNA polymerase II; positive regulation of transcription elongation by RNA polymerase II. Gene Ontology annotation, cellular component: Cdc73/Paf1 complex. The record is from RefSeq and is a predicted model, not a curated record. Gene Ontology annotation, molecular function: RNA polymerase II complex binding. Bases 1 to 1641 code for a protein of 546 amino acids. NCBI's taxonomy places the organism in Eukaryota, Metazoa, Nemertea, Pilidiophora, Heteronemertea, Lineidae. The transcript is spliced from 13 exons.
AUGGCGGACGUCCUGAGUGUUUUGCGUCAAUAUAACAUACAAAAGAAGGAAAUUCAUGAAAAAGAUGAGCAAGUUAUUUUCGGAGAGUUCGCUUGGCCGAAAGCUGCUAAAACCAACUACCUAAUUUGGGGAACUGGCAAAGAUGGCAUCCCAAAAGAGUACUACACAUUGGAUUGUAUCCUCUUCUUGUUAAAGAAUGUCCACUUGGCUCAUCCCCUCUAUGUCAGGCAGGCUGCGGCGGCCAAUGUGCCUGUGGUACGUCGACCCGAUCGUAAAGAGUUGUUGGCCUGUCUCAAUGGAGAAACAACCACAUCAGCCAGUAUCGACAAGAGUGCUCCUCUGGAAAUAUCCUUACAAAGGCCGACACAAGUCAAAAGGACUGCAGAUGUGCCACAGGGCAGUGAGAUUGAAAAAUUCAAGAAACCAAGACUAGAAGAAGAAGUACUCAAAGACAAAGAAAGAUUAGCAGCCAAGCUAGAUGCACCAAAAGAAACCUCUGUGCUCCCCGACCAGAUCAAAUCUUCUUCACUCUCUGAGGCCAUGUCGAUUGAAAAAAUUGCCGCCAUCAAAGCCAAACGUCUGGCCAAGAAACGUUCUAUGAUCAAGGCAGACGACGUGGAGUUGGGCUCCGGUAUGGUUGAACAGAGAAGUUUUGUGGAUGCUGAGGUGGAUGUGACGCGUGAUAUUGUCAGUCGAGAAAGACAGUGGAGGACAAGAACAACUAUUCUUCAGAGUACAGGAAAGGUCUUUGCGAAAAAUGUGUUUGGGAUCAUGCAGGCGAUCAAAGCAAGAGAGGAGGGUAGUCACAAGCAACCUUCACAUCACCAUGGUCACCAUCAUAGUUCGUCUUCGUCAUCUCAUAAUCAAAACACAGCACCUCGGCCUGCACAAGCAGUGGCGUACAACAGAUACGAUCAGGAGAGAUUUAGUGGAAAAAAAGAAACGGAUGAUUUCAAAAUUGACACCAUGGGAACGUAUCACGGCAUGACUCUGAAGUCUCUGACGGAGGGUGCAUCUGCUCGGAAGGCACCGACACCACAGCCAGCUGCUCCUGCACCGACACCACGACCCAUCUCACACGCCAGACCGUCACCGGGACAGAAAAAAGUUUCAUUAUUGCAAGGCUCAGGAGAGUUACCACGCUCAAGGACUCCUAUUAUCAUCAUCCCGGCCGCUACCACGUCUCUCAUCACAAUGUAUAAUGCAAAAGAUAUAUUACAGGAUUACAGAUUUUUCAGCACAGAGGAAAAGAAGCAGCAAGGUGUGCGGCGUGAUAAUGAGGUGCUGAUCCAGCGACGGAAAGAUGCAGGAGGCCUCACAGUGCCAUACCGGAUCAUCGAUAACCCUUCAAAAUUAUCAAGAGAAGAUUGGGAUCGGGUGGUUGCAGUGUUUGUACAAGGUCCAGCAUGGCAGUUCAAGGGUUGGCCAUGGGAUGGAAAUCCAGUCGACAUAUUUGCAAAAAUAAAAGCAUACCAUUUAAAAUGGGCUGAUUUACCGUUAGAUAAUAAUGUGAAGAAAUGGGCCGUGACUGUGAUCAACUUGGAGCGACUCAAGAGACAUUUGGAUCGGGCAAAGUUGCAACAGAUUUGGGAGGAAUUAGACAAGCACAUGAUCAAGAACAAACCUCAUUUACGAUUCUGAGGAAGCUAUUAUCACAGAACUAUCCAACUGCCAGGGAAUAUAAAAGGACAGUACUGUGUUCAUAAAGAGGAUGUGCUGUAUGUGAUCACGAGAGGAACAGUCAUGUUUUGAUAGAGUGGACCGUUUUGUGUUAUGCAGCUACUAUGGAUAAGCAUAGGACAUAUUCAAGAUAUUUGACAUUUAGGAACCAUUCAACUACACUCGGUGUUAAAUGUUAAUGGUUUGUGUUUAGUGGAGUGAUGGGUUAUGCAGGAUCUUUUGGUGCCAGUAGUUUUCUGGAAAUGAAGUCUUGUUAUUGAAUUCCCAAUAUUUGAUUUUUGAGACCAGAAAAUGCUCGUUGUGCACUGUGUGCUAAAGUCUUUUAAAAUACAACAGAAUCUCACCAUUGAUGACACCCCUGGGACUAACAAAUACUAUCAUUAAUUGAGUGGUGUCGUAAACAAUUAAUUUGUUACCAAUGUAGUGGCCACAAUGGGGUGUCCUUAAAAGAGAGGUGUCUGUUGAGGGGAGGUUCCACUGUAGUAACCUAGCUAUUUUGUUUCAAGUCUGCAACUGGCCUGUUCAAAUUGUUUGGUUUGGGUGUUGGGGAUUUGAAUUCAACUGUGAAUCAGAAUUGCCAGAUGAGAAUUUUGAUGGAACCAGUUUACUUUUGAUUCAUAUUGAUCUGUAGCUUGUUUUUCUGUGCAUUUUAUGUACAUAUUUACCGCAAUAUUCACGAGUACCAUUAGUACAUUUUGUUGUGCUGUCAUUCUGAACAACCUUUUUUCGCUACUGGAGUUUCAUUUUGUAAGUACAGGUAAAGUAGUAUUUGAACCAUUUGCUUUGUAACGGUUGGCAAAAACAUUCAAAAAAAAUUUCAAUUCAGUUGUACAUAUGUGUAUUGUACAUGUAUACUGUGUAUGCAUAACUUAUAGUCGCUUCAGAGCUGUUAUAAACCACAUUAAGUUUGGAAGUCCUCGAUGAUACUUACAGCCUUGUGAAUUUGGGUAGAAUUAUUUGGGUGAGCCUGAGACCAGAGGGAUUUCAAUCAAAACCACCAACUGUUCCAGAGUCACUUGCAUGAUGUCUAUAUUGAAGUAUUUGAAAGGGGUAGGGGUGCCAAGACUAGGAUUGACAUGACUUGUACGGUAAAUAGUUAUGCAUUGUUCAACCCUUUGGUAAGAUGUGCAUCGUGUUGAAACGGCUACUAAAUUGUCAACUGUUUCGCUGUGUAAAUAAAUAUACAAGAGUAUAA